AUGGAGGUGGGCGACUGCAUCGUCAUCGACGCCGGGUCGGCGAGCGUCAAGGCGGGCUACAGCGGCGAGGACACGCCGCGGUCCGUCUUCCCGUCGAUCCUCGACGAGGGCGGGGCCGAGGCGCUGUCGGGGCUGGCGCGGUCCGGGGGCCGGCGGCCGGAGUCCGUGGAGUGCCACUUCGAGAACGCGGCGCAGCACCCGAUCCAGCACGGCCUCGUCGCCGAGGGCAACUGGGAGAAGAUGGAGCGGCUCUGGGACGUGACCUUUGGCCGCGAGCUCCACCAGUACCCCGAGGGCUCGUCCGCGUCCGGCGGCGCGCACGGCGGCCUGAGCGUGCUCCUCGCGGAGGCCCCGGGCACGCCCGCGGCGGCGCGGGAGCGCGCGGCCCAGAUCAUGUUCGAGACCUUCAAGGUGCCCGCGCUCUGCUUCUUCAACUCCGCGUCGCUGUCGCUCUUCGCGUCGGGCCGGACGCGCGGCGUCGUCCUCGAGAGCGGCGCGGGCGUGAGCCACGCCGUGCCCGUCUUCGAGGGCUUCGCCCUGGCCCACGCCGUGCUCCGGAGCGAGCUCGCGGGCCAGGACGUGACGUCCGCGCUCGCGGCGAACCUCCGGCGCACGGGCAGCACGCUCGGCUUCAACGUCGUCCGCGACAUGAAGGAGAAGCUCUGCCGCGCGCAGCCCCUGGCCCAGCCGGGGACGCCCGCGGCCCCGGGCCCGGACGGCGCCGCGGCGCCGCCGCCGCCGGCCGACGGCAAGGCCGCGGCGCCGCCCGGAGCGGCGUUCGCCGACGUCGAAUACGAAUUGCCGGACGGGACCAUGGUCAAGGUCGCGGGCGCCUGGCGCGGCGCGGCGCCCCAGGUGUUGUUCGGCGGGCGCGCGGACCAGCUGGCCCUGCCCCAGCUCGUCGCCCAGUCCAUCGGCAUGUGCGACCGCGACUUCCAGCCGGAUCUGCGCGGCGCCGUCGUCCUCGCGGGCGGCACGACCAUGCUGCCGGGCUUCUGCGACCGCAUGAAGGCGGAGCUCAGCGCGAUCCUGCCCGAGGGCCACCUCCGCGUCCGCAAGUUCGCCGCGUGGAUCGGCGGCUCCAUGUUCGCGUCCCUCGAGACGUUCAAGCAGGUCCGCAUCAUGAAGCAGGAGUGGGAGGACGACGAGUCCAUCAUCCACCGCAAGAGCUUUUAG
Aureococcus anophagefferens is the source of this 1176-nucleotide messenger RNA. RefSeq lists its product as hypothetical. The transcript is spliced from 2 exons. Lineage: Eukaryota; Pelagophyceae; Pelagomonadales; Pelagomonadaceae. The record is from RefSeq and is a predicted model, not a curated record. Bases 1 to 1176 code for a protein of 391 amino acids.